Molecule: messenger RNA, 3616 nt
Organism: Caenorhabditis angaria
Lineage: Eukaryota; Metazoa; Nematoda; Chromadorea; Rhabditida; Rhabditidae
Source: the annotation of a GenBank genome assembly
AUGGGUGAUCUGUUGGACGGUAUUAUGUCCUCAAUGGACAAAGACAAACCAAAGUCGAGUCAAACAUCGGCAUCAACAUCAACAUCGUUUCGAAUUCCAAGAAGAAACAAAGACGACCAACAAGAUGUUCAAAUGGACAAUCGUGAACGCAUGGACAUUCCAUCAAGAUCACAUCCACCCAGUGUCUUCAAACGAAACCGUUCACCAGACAAUGAGUUGAAUCCAGAUGUCAAAAGUUAGUUUGUGCUUUACAGAAUUCGAAUGAAACAUGAUUUUUUCAGGAGGCAAAUGUAUGGACACAUUCAACACCAUAAACUGCAUUCCAGUUCAAACAAAUGGCUAUUCGCUUAUUAUUGAUAAUAUGGUGGAAAAAAUCGAAAGAUUCCAAGUCGACAUCUACGCUGUUUUGAAAAGCAGAAAUGAAACUCGCGAACCAAAAGUAAUUCAAGUGAAUGGAGAAAUUUUGGUUCAUGGAGAGUAAGUUUUGAAUGAGCUAAUUGUUAGCAUUUCAAUGGCUUAUUCAUUUUCAGUCUUGCAAUUCAAUAUCGAAAAUGGGGAUUGUGGAAUAGUUGGAAGUUGGCUGUUGCAGAAAAACCAAACUUGUUUUCGGGAAAAACAUACAAAGGCGCAGCAUAUGAUUGUGGUGCAUCUUUCUGGGUUCCUGCAGGCACAUAUGUUGGUGGCGAUGAGGAAAUUGUGACAUUGAAACGGGAAAAGUUCGACGAUAAGGCAUGGAGCCCUAUUGCAAAGCUUUCCAAAUCUGAAAUUUCGUGCCUCAAUGUGAUGAUUACUCGACAAAAACAAGGAUGUGUAAGUUUUUAACAGUAAUUUUGCGCAACUUCUUGCUUUAUUUUUUCAGAUUUACACCCGCGGUCCUCAUUCAACUAGUGCAGAAAAUGCUUUUGAAUUGAACCGAUUUCUCGAAACAUUGACGUCACAAGUAACCAUGAGUCGUGAAUUCUUCCAAUUUGGAAAUGCAACAUUCAACAGAAAAAGUGACAGAGAUCAAAAUGGUGAUGUCGAUCGUUUUUGCCAAUUGGACUCCGAUGGAAAGGAAAUCAAAACUGGCUUCGAAAAAAGCAUGAGAAUGGUUAUGGGUGUUGAUGGAAAACAAGAGUUUGUUAUGACAAUCGACACUCGUCGUUCUCCAUUCUAUCAAGAAAUGGAUGUUAUUGAUAUGGUCCGAGUCUUGUAUGAUAGUGGAAGAGGACAUCAAGGCGGUGGAUUCCGCGGUGGCCGGGGCGGACAUGGUGGAAGAGGUGGAUAUAAUGAUAGAGGAGGACGAGGAGGAUACAACGAUCGACCAGUUGAAAGAAUCUCGAUUCGCGAUGUCAACGAUCAAAUGAGAAGAGAUGGCGCUUCCCAAACUAGAAAGAGACUUUCUGAAUUGAGAAGUCUCGCCGUUUGCCCCACUCACUUGCCACAUACAAAAUUGAAUUUGUUUUUCAUUCACGAUUUUGCCGAACAAAAUGCGCAUGAGUAUGUUUUAUUUUGAAAAGUAUUUUUUAACAGUUCUUCGUUAUAGAUUGAAGUUUGCUGACGAUUCCGGAAGUGAAAUCUCAGUUUACGAGUACUUCUUGAAAAAAUACAGCAUCCGCUUGAGAUAUCCUGAGUUGCCACUCGCCAUUCACAAACUCGGCCAAAGGGUAAAUUGUUAUCCGAUGGAAGUUUUGAAAAUUGAAAGAGGACAACGAGUCAAACAAAACAACAUCACACCAUCAAUCGUGAGUUCAUUAAUGCUUUCAAAACGAUAAUUUUAAUAUUUCCAGCAACAAAUCAUGACGGGAAAAAUGUCGAUGUUGCCUGAGAAACAUAUCAAUCUCGCAGCCAAAAUUCUUUACGAUUAUUUGCAAAUCGACAAUAAUCUUUUUUUGCAAGCUUUUGGAUUGGAAAUCAACAGAAAACCAGUUCAAAUGAUUGCAAAGAUCCUUCCUGCGCCAGUCAUUCAUUUUGCGAAAAACCGCUCAGUUGAAAUUCAAACCGGAACCAAUAAGCGCCCAAAUUUCAAUCCGGCCGGCACGUUUUUCAGAGCAGCUGAAUUGCGGGACAUUUGGAUUAUCAACUUUGAUCAAGCGAUGCGCCGUGAUGGUUGCGAGUCAGUUUCUCAAAAAUAGUUUUCAAUUUUAACACAAACAUUUUUCAGUCGUUUGUGCGAUGCAAUUUCCAAUGCAUGCAAAGAUCAAAAUGUUCGUAUUUCAAAACGAUCCAGAGAUUGGAAAAUUGUCGAUUGUAAUGAAUCGGAUCAUCGGAAAUUGGAGGACAUCAUGAGAGAUGCGAAAAGCAGAGAAGUUUCGAUGGUCUUCGCAGUCACUCGGGAUCAACGCCCAGAUGUUCACGAUUUUUUGAAAAUGUAUGAAAGUCAAAUUGGAAUCCAAACCCAGCAUAUUUCGUUCAAUACAUUCAAAAAAAUGACUGAAAAUACUGGUGGAAGACAAGUGAGUUUUAUGGCGAUUAUUUCCGAGCAAUAUCGAUUUUAUUUCAGACAACGGAUAAUGUGAUUCGCAAGUUCAAUUUGAAAGGUGGCGGUUUGAACUUCACAUUCUCAAUUCCACGAACUGUUCAUUCCAAACAAUUGUGCGAAAACGAGAAAACGUAAUUUCCUAUUUUCGGUUUAGAUGAAAAAAUGAAUUUACACAUUUCAGAGUUCAAAAUAUGUUGAUGGAAAACACAUUGUUUAUUGGUUUCGAAUUGUCACACGCGGGUGCCACUUGCCUUUUCGACAGACAAAACAACAUUGCUUGUGGAGAACCAUCGGUUGUUGGAUAUUCGUAUAGUUUGAGAAAUCCUUGUGAUUUGGGUGGAUAUUCAUAUCUUCAAAAACCACGUGAACACACCCUCCAGAACAUUCAAAAGCACAUGGCCAAGAUUCUGACAAACUACGAAUUGGUCAAUAAGAAUUUGCCAGAAAAGGUUGUCAUCUAUAGAAGUGGAAUGGGAGAAGGAGAUUUUGAGCGCGUCGAAGAAGAAGUGCGACAAAUGAAGUUGAUCUUUGAAUCGAAGAAGGAAUUCGUCGGAAAGAAGAUCCCGGAAUUUGUUAUGAUUGUUGUGUCCAAAACGUCUCAUAUUCGAAUUUAUCCUCAAAAGUUUGAUCCAAGAGGAAAAUCAUUCGACCAAAAUGUCCCAUCUGGAACAUGCAUCUCGGGAGGAAUCACAGGAUAUGGUCGAGAAGAAUUUAUUCUGGCCAGCCAGAGCGCUCUUAUCGUAAGUUAUUAUUCAAAUUUUUCGAAUACACGUUGUUUGUUGCAGGGAACCAUUCGACCAGCUCGUUACACGAUCGUUGUCAAUGAUCCAAAAUGGUCGGUCAAUGAGAUUUCGCAUUUGACCUACUUCUUGGCAUUUGGUCAUCAAGUCAGCUUUCAACCACCUGGAGUUCCCAAUGUUUUGUAUGCCGCUGAAAAUAUGGCGAAACGAGGACGAAAUACCUUCGUCGCUCAUCAGUGAGUUAUUUAAUCUUGAAAGCGUUGAACAAUCAAUUAAAUUUUGCAGAAAAUCGUUGAAACUCGAGAGAGCUGUCAACAAAAACGAUGCUCAAGAAGAUGAAAGCGGAGAGCUCAUCGACCAAUUGUCGCAAAUGCUCAACGCUUGCGCAAUUCAAAACAAGAAUUAUUGGGCUUAA